Rotaria sp. Silwood1 is the source of this 1272-nucleotide messenger RNA. Lineage: Eukaryota; Metazoa; Rotifera; Eurotatoria; Philodinida; Philodinidae. The record is from the annotation of a GenBank genome assembly.
AUGAGUCUCGGUAAUGAUGAAAUGUGUUAUCGUAUUGAUUGGUUUGGUGGCGAAUAUGCUGUGAGUGGAAAUACAAAUGCUUGUGUUCGCGGUAUAGUUCAGGUGAUCUCUAAGUAUGGGAAAUACGAAUUUCAAUUAGAAGAUACACAACGACGAUUGAUUCUGAUAAGAAAAAAUAUAUAGUAUCUGAGUGGUUCGCAAACAAGUAGAUAUUGUAUGUGAAAGAGAAAUAGUGAGCAACGGUUAUGUUAUUGAAAUGUUGAUUGUUACAUCGAGUACAUAGGCUGGAAAAAAUGAUACAAUAGAUAUCUGAAACCUAAGAGACGUCCAUUGAUAGGUGCAUCAUGUGGUGUUUCGGAUAGAACAAGUUAACGCUGAUGGUAGUUGAUGAUGGUUGAUUAUAUAUGUGUGGAUGUGGCUGUGUGCAUGUACGUGAAGAGGGGACCCAUAUCCACACCUAAAUUCUAAAAUUCCAUCUAUACUAAUAUCAAAUCAAUUCAUCUAUAUUUAUUCUAAAAUUCUAGAAUUCAGCUCAGUGCGCACCUCGUUAUAUGAUAAUAUUGUUAAGAAGGUAUUGAUUAUAUCUAUGUUAUAUGUACACAGACAAGAUUAAAGGUAGAAUUCUAUGAGAAUUCUAGAAUAUUAGAAGAGGGCCACGUCUCGCUUCUCACCUCUUUUUCGUUUUUUCCAGUUUCUCCGCAUUUUCUGAUUUUCAUAUAAGAAAUUUUGUUUUAAUUUUCAUUUAAAAAAAUUCAGACAAUAGAGCCUGCCAAUAGUAGAUUAUGUCAGCUGUGGAUGGGUGUGGGUGUGGAACUGCUUUUACUACAUAUUCACGUUCACGUUCACAUCUUCACACAUCCUCAAUGAGCAUGAAUUUGAAAGAAUUUUUUUGUAAGAUAAUAGGGAAAAGAAUAGUUUUCAAUAUACUCAUGAGUCUUUGAAUUGCAUAACGAUUUUAGAAAAUCUGACAAAUUCAUCUUAUUUCUCCCAUAUAGAAAAGAAAAAUAUUAGAAAAAACUUUUUGCUUAGUAUUUAUUUGAACAUGAAUUUCUGCAAAGUUAUAUCACAAAAAGAGUAUUUUUAAAACAGAUUUCUAUAUUUUGCUGUGCAAUCCAUAGAAGAACAAUCUAUGUUUCAACAUAGUCUAAUAUGCAUAAAAAAAAAUCGAAAUUGAAUGCAUGCUAUUCUCAAUUCUAGUAAGUCUAACUCAAAUCUUAUUGAAUUUUAAUGAUGUCUCAAAAUCAAAAGAACCUCAUUUGGAUAAAAUAGAGA